UCUUCUCAAAAAAAGUUUUUUUAAUCCAAAAAUACUCUAUCUCCAUUCUAGCUUUCUCUUCUUUAAUUGAGUUUUUGAUUCUUUGUUAGACAAUCUUGGGUUAGCAGAAAGUUUCUGAUUAUACUUUUUUUAUUUUGUUCUUUACAAACGCAAUUGUUAUGUCUAUUCAAAAUACAAUACUAAAUGCUUAUACUAACUAAUUAUAUGUUUAUGAAUUGUUUGUAAUGGCUGCCAAUACUCUUUCAGAUUGUGAUCAAAUAUUUUCAGAGUUUACAGAGGACAUCAUCCAUGAAAUUUUGUCUCGUGUAACUUUGAAACAAAGGCCAAAUGUUUCUCUUGUUUCCAAAAAAUGGUGUCAAAUGAUAGAAUCAUUAGACGACGAUCUCAGUUUAGUGCAAACAAAAUCUGAAAAGAUAACUUGUGGAUACUGUGGCUUCUCUCAUAUAUACCCUAAUGAAUCUUGUGUAUGCUCCGACACAGAUCUCUAUCAUGUCGAUCCACUUAUUAAACUUGCUUUAGACAAAAUCAGUUUCAAAGAGUUAUAUUUGUCCAUACCACCUAAUUUUAGAUAUUGUGCGUCUCUCGGAUUUUUAGAUUCCAGAUUUUUAACCGUUCUCCAUAUAAAUGGAAAUUGCAACAUGAAUCUUAUUCGAGAAUUUAAUGUAAUGCCUUCUUUGAAAGAGUUGUAUUUUCAUUCUGUUUGCAUUUUUUCGCGCACCUUCUCUAGUUUUGCACCCAAAUGUCCUCUCCUCGUUGAGUUAACUUUGAUAAAUUGUGACAACCUUGUUGAGUUCACAGUCCCCCAUCUCAAUUAUCUAGAAAAGGUUCAUGUCAAUAGUAGCAAAAAAAUUAAAAAACUUGAAGUAAAAGCUCAAAAUCUCCUCGAGUUUCACUUGUGUUGUCCAACCUUUACCAAACUUGAUUUGUUCGCGUCUACUAAACUACAAGUCCUCCAUAUAGAUUCUAUAAAUGUUCCCGACUCGUUUCCUCGUGAUUUUUUCUCAACAUUCCCAUUUCUAAAAUCCUUAUGUCUUGUAUUAUGUGGAGGAUUGAAAAAAAUCAAGAUUGUGAGUCCUCAAUUGGAGUGUUUGACAUUGAAUAACACCACUGACUUGCGCGAAGCAUUUAUAGCUACUCCUAAUUUACAAUUGUUCAAUGUUCUAUAUAGCUUUAACUUCCAAACUCCACGUCCCAUGAUGGGAUCAAGGCAAAUGGAAAUUGAGAUGGAUGCUUGUGCAACCAAUAACUUGCGUGAGUUGAGAACUUUCGCUGAAAAUUUGGGUGAAAAUAUCACGUUGUCCUUAGAAACUAACACAGCUCGAGCAAAGGAAGAAGUAACAUUUCAAAGCAGCCUUCAACCAGUUUGUAUCAAGCGCAUAAAUUUGGUGAUACAAUAUUCAUUCAAACCGAGAUAUGAAUCAUUUCUUGCUGAAUUUUUUGCUUACUUCCAUCCGCGGAGCUUGGUGGUGACAGUGAAUUCAGAUGCCCGAAAACAUGACUUUAUACGGGUCCUAAUGAAUGAGCUGGAAGGUUGGAACAAAGACGGUACCAAACGUUACAAACGUAGUGAGUACAUGUCUUGGCACAGAGCAUUGAAAAGCUUUACAAUCCUUGGAUCAACUGCAUUUGCACUACAAGAAAGGGAAUCCCGAUGUGAUAAUCCCACACUAUGUGCAUGGUUAGGUGAAGGGUCGAGCCAGAAGGGGCUAUUACUAGACUUACCCAACAUUUCUACAAUUACAAGACAAGAAAGGGAAGCUCGGCACGAUAAGCUCCCGAUCUGUGCAGGGUCUGAGGAAGGAAGGGAACAACAGUGCUUAUUGUCCAUAGUCUUACCCAACCUUUCUUUAGUUACAAGAGAAGGCGCUCAUCAGAUUAACUUGGAGUUUGAGUGGCAUAACUGAAUCGGAAUCGCAACUAUGCAAGACUAGUUCUAUGUUGGUGCCGUACAAUAUUGGUGUUUAUAAACGGAGCCAAAUUUAUUAGUUUUUUUUUAAUGUAUUGUACUUUAGUAUGGCAAUAUUAGUUAUGAAAUUAAUCAUCCCUAUUGUAUUUUUGUAAAAUUUAUCGAUGUUUCAUCGGAUCUGUAUGAUUUAGUCCUCCUUGAAUAUUUGAUCCAUGAAAGUGGUUUUUCUUUCUUACUAUAUAUGUGAAAUCUAAGUGAUGGAUUUUUACUGCCGCUUUUGAUUAAAAGAGAGAUUUGUCCACAAUAAGUUUAUUAAUAGGGUUGACACAUAUUGAACUUACAGUCUAUCAUCUCGACACUCCAUUUUU
Molecule: messenger RNA, 2274 nt
Organism: Solanum lycopersicum (tomato)
Lineage: Eukaryota; Viridiplantae; Streptophyta; Magnoliopsida; Solanales; Solanaceae
Molecular function (GO): protein binding
Source: RefSeq, a predicted model, not a curated record